Messenger RNA from Anisakis simplex (herring worm), 591 nucleotides. The record is from the annotation of a GenBank genome assembly. NCBI's taxonomy places the organism in Eukaryota, Metazoa, Nematoda, Chromadorea, Rhabditida, Anisakidae.
AUGGUUAUACCAGCAUCACAACAUAAACUCAUUAAAAUCUCACGCACAAAUCAACGAAUCUUCAUCAAAUUCGCAUGUUGCAGCUCGAUUUUAGCAUGCAUUUCAAAUCUGAUUGGUAGCAGUACCAAUAAUUGGCUUUAUACAGCUGAAGUGCUAAAGUAUUAUGUGUUCCCAAAUCGAACAACAAAUUUCGAUGAUUUCAACAUCAAUCAACCAGUCUAUUUCAAGAACGCUUCAUUUGGCCCGUGGCUGUUCUGUUGGCUUGAUCGAAUCGCUAAUUUCGCGUGCAUUAUCGUGUAUAUGUCGGCUGUUUCUAAAGAGGUUGGCAAUAAACAAUAUCCAGCCACCGAAAUGGACGAUCCACUCUUCCACUAUUCAUACGGCUAUUCGUUUAUUAUGCUCAAGGCAUCCUUUUUGGGCACAGAAAUAGCUGCUCUAUUCUCAGUGCUUGUUUAUAUGGCGAAGCGUGACGAACGAACUUACAAUCGUUAUCACAUACGGUUAAUUGCUUUUAUUGUCGUUACCAUGAACAUACUCGUUUCAAAUGUCUCGAACGGACUUCCCGGUUCAUUUUUCUUUGUUUUUCCUUGA